AAAGAGUAUUAUAGCAUUUUAAUUGGGUUUAUUUUUUAUCACAAGUUUAGUAGAGUCAAUAAAAGCUUGAUCAAAGUCAUGCAUGUAGAUAUCAGCAAUUAGUACUUGUGUUUACAUGAAGUUUCAUAUUAUAUUGCCAUUGGACUUCAAUUGUUUGAAAAUUUUCAUCACAUUUUAUAAAUUCUACAGAAGCAAGAUCUUUGCAAAAACAGGAACAUAUUCUUGUUUAUCUGAGAGCUUAGUUGAACUGCUACUUGUGAUUAAAUGGGUAGGAUUCAAGCCACUGAAGAAGUAGAAACUCCAACCUAUGGCAUACCGGUCGGCUCAAUCCCGCUGAAACUGCAAACAGGAGAGAGUCUGUCAAUCGGAAAUCCCUGGUCCACGGGGUUAUUCGAUUGCCAUGAAAACCAGACAAAUGCUGUAAUGACGUCAUGUCUACCUUGUGUAACGUUUGGUCAGAUAGCAGAGGUAUUGGAUGGUGGAGAAAUGACUUGUCCUUUGGAGAGUUUCAUUUAUGUGUUGAUGAUGCCAGCCUUGUGCUCUCAAUGGAUAAUGGGGUCAAAGUACAGAACAAAGCUGAGGAAGAAAUAUGAUUUGGUUGAAGCACCAUAUGAAGAUGUCAUCUCUCAUAUCUUCUGCCCCUGUUGUUCCCUUUGUCAAGAGUUCAGAGAGCUCCAAAUCAGAGGACUUGAUCCUGCUCUAGGAUGGAAUGGAAUCCUUGCUCAGCAACAGGGAAGACAAUAUCAAGAUCAGCAGCUGCAGAUUCCUCCAACUCAAAAGAUGUCGUCUUGAGUAAUUAAAAAGUUGUGAUUUCUCAUUUAAGAAUGUCAGCUACUACUUUCUUUCAUUUCAUAUUUAAAACGUUUGGGUGUUUGAAGUUCUGUUCAUUGAAAUCAGGAGAUAUAUAAAUGAACUUGUUACCUCCUUAAUCUCCCAAUGUACUACAAGCAUGUUUUCUUCCAA
Molecule: messenger RNA, 963 nt
Organism: Cornus florida
Lineage: Eukaryota; Viridiplantae; Streptophyta; Magnoliopsida; Cornales; Cornaceae
Product: protein PLANT CADMIUM RESISTANCE 8
Exons: 4
Coding region: 265-792 (175 amino acids)
Source: RefSeq, a predicted model, not a curated record